This is a messenger RNA of Fonsecaea multimorphosa CBS 102226, 810 nucleotides long. RefSeq lists its product as uncharacterized. Lineage: Eukaryota; Fungi; Ascomycota; Eurotiomycetes; Chaetothyriales; Herpotrichiellaceae. Bases 1 to 810 code for a protein of 269 amino acids. The record is from RefSeq and is a predicted model, not a curated record. The transcript has a single exon.
AUGGCUUGGGCGCUCGUGACGCCCUCAUCCAGAGGCAUUGGCUUCGCUUUGACCCGUCAUCUGAUGCGGACAUUGCCUACGAGCGUGCCUGUUGUUGCGACGGCACGUUCGGAUCUGGCGGGCGUCAAGGAGAGGCUUCUCUCGUCGCUGGAGCUGUCUGGAUCACAGGCAUCACGCCUUGACGUGCAGGAGUGCGACGUGCUUUCCGAGGCUUCGAUUUCGAGGUUGGCUCAGUAUUGUAAGGAUCGAUACCACGACAAAUCCAAAGAAAAGAACGCUCAUCUACGCAUGGGGUUCCUGAUACCUGGCAUGUUAAUACCCGAGAGAGCGCCAGAUAAGAUUGAAUAUGACGCCGCGCUGCAGACGCUCAAACUCAAUCUUCUGGCACCCAUGAUGCUGGUGAAACACUUCGCCAGCUUCCUCCCGCGCAAGUCGACAAAGUUGGUAACUGAGGAGGGGUUACCCAAUUUGGCUGUGCUGGCACUGAUGAGCGCCAGAGUCGGAUCGAUCACGGACAAUCAAUUAGGAGGAUGGUACAGCUAUCGGGCUUCCAAGGCUGGAGUCAAUCAAGUGGUCAGGUCCACAGACAUCUUUCUGAAGAUGCAGAGCGGACACAGCGCCAUGUGCGUCGGACUGCAUCCUGGAACGGUCAAAACCAGUUUGAGUCAGGAAUUUUGGAACAGCACGCCACGAGAGAAGCUGUUCAGCCCCGAGUUCAGUGCACAGAGGCUGAUAGACGUCGUCAACGGGCUGGAGGAAAGUAGCCGGGGGAAAUGCUGGGAUUGGAAUGGGCAGGAGAUCCCCCCGUAA